Molecule: messenger RNA, 1138 nt
Organism: Hypanus sabinus (Atlantic stingray)
Lineage: Eukaryota; Metazoa; Chordata; Chondrichthyes; Myliobatiformes; Dasyatidae
Product: hydra actinoporin-like toxin 7
Exons: 3
Coding region: 165-680 (171 amino acids)
Biological process (GO): pore complex assembly; monoatomic cation transport; cytolysis in another organism
Cellular component (GO): pore complex
Molecular function (GO): channel activity
Source: RefSeq, a predicted model, not a curated record
UGCUAUUUCCAGUCUUGAACCAACAUAGGGAAGCGUCCCUGCUCUGAUACAUUUACAUUUGUCUCAGUCCCAGAAUCAAACAGCAGGCAUAUUCUGUCAGGUAUAGAGACCGGACCAAAUCCCAAAUUUGAAUUGCUUAUCGGUGCAAAAAAGGACUUUACACAAUGUCAAAUUCAAUUGAAGAAAUAAUGCAAACCGUUGACUCCACCAGAUGUGUGGGGAUUGAAAUCUCCAACAAAAGCCGGUGUAAUAUUUUAACUGAACCUGCGACCUACAAUUACAGUGGCCGAGUACACAGUCCACCUCCCCCCACCAUUGACUGGGGACAGAAAGGAGUGUGCAUCUUCAUCAAGACUCCACACACAGCCUGUGGCGCUGUCGGGGUGCUGAGCUACAAUUUUGGCAACUCCCAGAUCUCCCUGAUGGUUUCCAACCCUUACGACUACAGCUCGUAUAGCAUCGAGUAUGCUCUGUAUGUCCACGACCAAACCACUUCGACUGAUUACAAUUUAUAUAACAAGAUGUACAACGAGCUAACAGAAUCAGAUUACUUCACAAAGGCAUCAUUGGGAAAGUGUAACUCAUGUCAGAUCAUCUCAAAAAAGGGUAUAUAUGUUUCAGCUACUAUGUCUAAUGAGCAGAAAGCGAUUCUCAAAAUAGAUAUCAGAGAUGCUUAUUAACUCUUUGAUAAAGCUCUGACGGUUACAAAUCUCAGCAUAGUGAAGCCACUUUACCAGUGUUAUCAAUAAUAUCACCUGAUCACCCCAUCUUUCAUAUCAUCUUUAAUAUUUUUUCUAAUGUUUCUCAUUUUUCUCUUUAAUGUAAUGUACUAACAUGACAGCAAUGGUUCAAAGCCAAUAAUUCAUUCCAUUUUCUAUUAACUCAAUGAUUGAAAAGUAAACAUUUUAAUUUCUUAUGUUAUCAAAAAUAGGUUAAGGUUUAUUGGUACCUUGACAGUUUUAAUUACAUUUCCAAGAAUAAGAAAACAAUAAUGUUCCAACGGUACUGCUUGUUUUUUUUGCUUAAUGAUUUGUAAAUAAUUCACAGAAAGAACUUAUUAAUACCACACCGAUGUAACCAUUCAGCUCAUACAAAAGAGAAUGUAUUAUGUAAUAGGAAUAAAUGAUUGGAUAGUGAA